Messenger RNA from Quercus robur (English oak), 2924 nucleotides. Its product is annotated as protein DWD HYPERSENSITIVE TO UV-B 1-like. The transcript is spliced from 10 exons. Gene Ontology annotation, biological process: cellular response to UV-B. The coding region runs from base 237 to 2681 and encodes 814 amino acids. Lineage: Eukaryota; Viridiplantae; Streptophyta; Magnoliopsida; Fagales; Fagaceae. Gene Ontology annotation, cellular component: Cul4-RING E3 ubiquitin ligase complex. The record is from RefSeq and is a predicted model, not a curated record. Gene Ontology annotation, molecular function: protein binding.
AUGGUGAAAUGGACACUUGGGUUAUCUCUUUUGACAUGUGGUUCUGAGAAGCCACUGCUCUUAUACCUUCUGUUUUUUUGUAUACACACGUUCUCACCUGCCCAUAAAUUCACUCUACCAGUAUUACUUUCCCAAAGUCUUCUUAGUCUUUUACUCUUUUUGUACCUUCACAAUGGCUCCACUAUCACUCUUAUGGUGAAGACCAGCAAGUAGAGGAAGAGCAAAAAGCCAUUUCCAUGACUAUCUCCACCGUAGAAGCUCGCUAUCUUGAUUCUUGCAAGAGGCAUGAGGUGCUACCCAACUCGGCAGUGUUAUCCUGGUUUUCUAAGGCCAAGAUCCAAGGCUCGCACCAUGAAAAGUGUAGCAUAGUGGUUUCAUUAGAGCAGCUAAAGGAUGCUGACGUGUCCCCAUUAAUCGAUGCAUUUAUGUCAAUUGAUUCCUGUGAUAUUGAUGCAGUUGACAUACUUCAGGAAUCACAUUGUACCUUGAGUAAAGAAAACAUUACAGCUUUGAUGCAUGCAAUCAAUCUAAAGCUCCGGAUCAUUGAUCUCCUGGAUAUGUCACUGAGGAAGGAUGUUAUAUGGGAUAUCUGCCAGAAUGGCUUGGCUUGUGAAGUUUUGAAUUUGAGGUCUCUCCAUAUCCAAAAACUCAACAUUGUUGGAAGAUUUAAGUGGUUAUACACCCUUAAUCUGGAUUUUUGUACUUCACUCACUGAUAUCCAGAGGGACUGUUUUGCUUGCAUGCCAAAUCUGAUGCAUCUCUCAAUGUGUGAGACAAGAGUUGCUAAUCUCUGGACAACUACUGCUGCACUAUCAAAACUUCCUUCUUUGGUAGAAUUACGCUUCCAGAAUUGCUUGUGUUGCAAGGACACUGGUCCAUGUCCUGCAUCAUCUGGUGAGAAAACUAAUUUUCAUGUUUGUGAGAGAAAUGAUUUGACUCAAUUGAAUAUGACUUAUUACAGAGAGGUGCCGUCUACUGAUGGUAGAGAUGCUACAUGUCCUGCUUUGAGCACAAAAGCAGUUGGGAACUCACUUUCUCUUGAUGAUUCAAAAACAGCUUGUAAGAUCCAGAGCAGAAUUAAUAGUUUUUCAGAGAAUGGUGAAGUCAAACUUUCAAGUUACUUGAAAGGAAUGUGUUUGUUAGAACUAUCAUCUACUGCCCUUCCUGAUUUGAACGGUCAGGCCAAAUCACAAACUAAGAUUCAAGACAAAGAUGGGUUUACUAUGAGCAUUCCUAAGCAGCACUUGACAAAUGGCACAUUGAACAAAUAUAAUUCUCAUCAUCCUUCACCCAUAUGCUUUGAAAAAAAUUAUAGGGAAUACAUGAUUGUUUCAUUGCCUCAUUUAGAAGUUUUAGAUAAUAUCCCUAUCAAAAAGAUGGACAGGGAAAUGGCCAAGACUGUCUCUUCAAAAUACUAUGAAUAUUUACCUUAUAAACGACAGCAGAAAGAAAGUGUUGUUAGUGUUUUGCAUAAGCGUGAAAUGGGAACAAGUGGUGUUUACUCCAAAAAACCUUUCAAGCCAAAACAGCUAUAUCCUUAUAGAAAUGGUCAACAUUUUUUCUCGAGGUCCCUCAGUGCUGCCAAACUUGGGUCUUCUGCUUGGCCUCUCUUACAUCCGUUGUCUAACUUUAGUCACACAUUUAAAGAAGAAAGUAAGAAGCUUCGUCCAAGGCAGUUUGAGUAUCAUCCAUCUAACUCUUGUCUUAUGGCUUUUGGAACUCUGGAUGGUGAAGUAGUUGUUAUUAACCAUGAAAGUGGAAAAAUUGUUAACUAUAUCCCAUCCAUAGGAGCAAUGAACAGUGUUUUGGGGCUGUGUUGGCUCAAAAGGCAUCCAUCCAAGAUUGUUGCAGGCUCUGAUGAUGGUUCCUUGAAGUUGUUUGACAUCAAUCAUAUGCCACCAAAAGUUGCAGAUAUCUAUUGCUGUUCUGCUUCAGUGACUUAUGAUAAUUUUGAGCAACUGACUUCUCUUCACAUCAAUUCGACAGAUGAUCAGUUUAUUGCUAGUGGGUACUCAAAAAAUGUUGCUCUAUAUGACAUCAGCAGUGGAAAACGUUUGCAAUUGUUCACUAAUAUGCAUCGAGAACCAAUUAAUGUUGUUAAGUUUGCAAACCAUUCCCCCUUUUUGUUUGCUACUUCAUCAUUUGACCAUGAUGUCAAGAUGUGGGAUUUGAGACAGAACCCAGUGCGGCCUUGCUAUACAGCUUCAAGUUCAAGAGGAAAUGUGAUGGUUUGCUUUUCUCCUGACGACCUCUAUUUGCUUGUUUCAGCUGUUGACAAUGAGGUUAAACAACUUCUGGCUGUAGAUGGGAGGCUAAACAUAAAUUUUGAGAUAGCUUCGUCAGGAAGUGCUCAUAAUUAUACACGCUCCUAUUACAUGAAUGGAAGGGACUAUAUUAUCAGUGGGAGUUGUGAUGAACAUGUUGUUCACAUCUGCUGCGCUCAAACUGGAAGGCGACUUAGGGAUGUCCAUUUGGAGUAUAAGGAGUCAGGAAAUCCUAUGUUUGUGCAUUCCUUAAGGGGCGAUCCUUUUAGGGAAUUUCACAUGAGUAUCUUAGCAGCAUCCACACGGCCAAGCUCAAAGUGGGAGAUCGUCAAGGUCAAUCUGCUUGCUUCCAGUCACAGUGCUGAAAAAUAUUCUUUUGAACAACGUUGCGGUCCUUCCUACAUUCUGGGAGGAUGAUGUAACUUCAUCAUUUGCUAUUUAUACCAGGAAGCAUGUAUAUAAUAUACACCUGUAUAUACAGCAAGCUGUAGAAAUUAAUGCGCAAUUUCUAUACCUAAAAUGAGUAAUUAUCUUUCUGGGAUAGGUAUCAUUAUUCAUUACAUCUUGUAUUGCUUAGUUUUGUAUGUGAUUGAUGUAUGUCCUUGUAAAGCAAACUGGCAUACUUGGUAGCAAAGUUAAUGGAAUGUAAGAUUUGAGAAA